Molecule: messenger RNA, 1088 nt
Organism: Bipolaris sorokiniana ND90Pr
Lineage: Eukaryota; Fungi; Ascomycota; Dothideomycetes; Pleosporales; Pleosporaceae
Exons: 1
Coding region: 306-1022 (238 amino acids)
Source: RefSeq, a predicted model, not a curated record
CCCGUGGGCAGGGGUUGAAGUGGAUUGUGGGUGCGGGAUACCGCGUGUGGUUGGAUUAGACAAGGAGGAAUGAACGGUUACAUGUAAGUCAUGUACGUUGUGUGGAAACCCGGUGAGCUAAGUCCUUUCUUUGCUUGCAUUUCCCCACCCCAAGACGCUUGGAUGCGGUAGGGUUUGUGCUUCUUGCGUACGAUGAAGGACGAUACUGCAGCUUGGCGGAUGGGGAUGGAUGGAGCAUAUAUAGCUUGAGUGAUGCCCUGAUAUCAGGAGAUUUCUUUCCGAGUAAAUUAUCUUACACAUCAUCUAUGCUAUACUAUCUAACUACUAGCAUCUACUCUACUUCAUCAUCAUCAUCAUCAUCAUCAUCAUCAGAAGUAGAAGAAUACUACGUACCUUCUCGAGACAACCACCACGACUACUACUGUGACACCAAUCAACCACACUCCCACAUCCCCCAAGUCCACACCGCAACCACCUUUUCCACAAAAUCUCCAACAUACCUGCCGAUGACAGACUCCUCGCACCACCAACCCAUCGACGCGCGAGCCCUGCACUCCCGCCUCGCUGUCAUCGCAAACACCAACAACACCUCAAGCAUCGAACAUGGAGCAACCCAGGGACGUCCCCGACCCUCCAUCGAUAGCACUAACACGCGCCCUUUUACCAAAUCCUCGACAAUCUCCACCUUUGACUCGCACACUUCGAGCACCUCGUCGCGCCUGUACGCCUCACCCAGCAGCAGACUGCACCCGGAAAGCGUGGGCAUCGCCCCUGGCGACUUCAGCAAGCCGCGGGUCCCCAAGCGGAGUCGCAGACACACCAUGGAGAGCGGUACCAGCAGCAGUAGUAGCAGCGGAAGGAAGGAAAGAGAGGAGCCGGCGCAGUUCAAGUACUAUGGGCGCCAUGGGAAUCAGUGGCUUUUCAAUGAUUUUAGCGUUACGGGUGCGGUGGCCAAGGGGUUUAGGAGGGUGUUUGGGGGGCACAAGGGCGAGAGGGAUUGGUAUGAGGAUAGGGAGAGGUAGAGGGGGCGAGUUAGACAAGGGAAAGGGACUAUGUAGAGAGCGGGGAGAAUGGAGUAUAAACAACAA